Messenger RNA from Amaranthus tricolor (Joseph's coat), 1055 nucleotides. RefSeq names its product adenylylsulfatase HINT3-like. The transcript is spliced from 7 exons. Gene Ontology annotation, molecular function: adenylylsulfatase activity. NCBI's taxonomy places the organism in Eukaryota, Viridiplantae, Streptophyta, Magnoliopsida, Caryophyllales, Amaranthaceae. Gene Ontology annotation, biological process: sulfur compound metabolic process; purine ribonucleotide metabolic process. The coding region runs from base 257 to 859 and encodes 200 amino acids. The record is from RefSeq and is a predicted model, not a curated record.
UCAUUGUCAAAAAACCAGCGCGUAGUUGUUAGAAAGGGGACACAGUUUGACGGAAAUCAGUGGCCAAUCUCAUCCCAACAUCCCUAUUCCCAAUUCCCUGUUCAUUCAAUUCAAGUGGAUAGAUAGAUAGCUAAGACUGUACAAUCUGCAAGCCACAUACUAUAAUCUUCCCAAUUUGUCUCACUUUCUUUUUCUUUUCUUCAUCCUUCACCUUCACCUUCACCUGAACCGCAGAAUACUAAAUGCGAAACUCGAUAUGGAUUUCGAAGCUAAACGACGACGUAUAGCUGUGUUAUCCGCCCAUUUUUGUCCUUCUCCCAUCAAUUCCCACAAUACCCACAUCGUAUCUACUUCCAAUUGCUCAUCUAACACUUCUAAUUUGGAUUGCGUUUUUUGCCAGAUUAUUCAGGGGAAUUCCCCUGCUUUUAAGCUUUACGAAGAUGAUAUGUGCAUUUGCAUUUUGGAUACAAAUCCGCUCAGUCGUGGGCACUCUCUUAUCAUUCCAAAACGUCAUUGUUGUUCCUUGGAUGCAACUCCUCCAUCUGUGAUAGCGGCCAUGUGUUCGAAAGUACCCUUCAUAAGCAAUGCAAUUAUGAAAGCAACAGGCAGUGAUUCGUUCAAUCUAUUGGUCAACAACGGUGCUGCUGCUGGUCAAGUUAUAUUUCAUACACACAUCCAUAUCAUUCCCCGGAAGGAAAAUGACUGUUUAUGGGCUUCCGAGAGCUUGAAGCGACUAUCAUUGAAAUUGGAUCAAGCACUUCAUCUUGUUGAAAGCAUUCAAGAACAGAUUUUAGUUGCUAAUAGAAUGGAAGGAAGCAAGAAUGAUGGAUCAGAUUUGUCUGGGAUUUCAAGAGAUUGAUCCUUUAAAUGUAAUAUUUGUACAUUAAUGGUUGAAAUACCUUAAAAGAAUGUAGAAAAUAAAAUAUCCAAUGUUGUGUCAAAAAGGGGGAGGGGGACUUUAAGAUCAAUGAAUUUGAUGUUAAGAGGCUAUAUUUGUUCAGGACAAAACUCGAUGUGAGAGAAAUUUACUAUAUUAAGAAAGUUUUUUUGAUGUA